UACCUGUCUUUAUGCAGCUUACUGUUUGCUGAAGGAGAUCAGUGUGCUAUGUAUGACGAUCAAUUAUCAUCAACGGUCUCAUUGUGGAGCCAUCCAGGUAAUAGUAGAAGAUUCUUCAACUGAAAUACAAGAUUAUGCUUUAGUGCCUUGAGCAAUGAAGUUCAUAACUGCACAAUAAUGAUUAUAAGAUUCUAGUUAAUGUUUCUAACCUUUGAAAAUUUGCAGGCUAUGUUACCUUUUUUUCUUGGCUCUUUCCUCUUUAACAGUUUGAAUAGUUCUUUCCCUUUCAGUGUUGUUAGGCUUGGUUCCUCGGAUCACAAGAAUACAAGAAGUAGCUCAGGUUCAAGGACUAGCUUCCACUUGAGGUAUCUUUUUAACGCUCACAAGACUUGGAUCAAAUGUCAGUCUGCAUUAAUGCUUUUACAGAUUAUCUGGCUGACACAUGGAAUAAAACUGAAACUCUUAUCUAGCCUUUGGACUGAUCUCAUAAUAUCUCCAGAAAUUGCGGUGGUUCUUACUCGUGUCUCAACUUCUGGAAAGAAACGGACAUCUGACUUGUAACAAACCAGUAGGUUCUUCCCCUUCUACUUUCUUUUUUGCGGUGUCUCUCUUUAAAAAAACGUAUGCUUGACAGAUACCUUGUCAGAUACCCGCGGAUAAAACUCUCUAAGGACUCUGCUAUCCUGUCACAACAGCAGCUUCUUCGAUGCCACGUGCUGUUGACAAAUAUGGCGUGCCUCUUCACUCCAUCUCCACCUGCUCCAUAGCUCAACACAAAUGUUCUUAUACUUUACAGUUCCUACAGUCCUUAUACUUGUGCAUAAAGCUGUUAAACACUAGUCUGAGAAAAUCUGCUUCUGUUUAGGGAUAUGAUGCCACCCUCUACUCCUAAAUCUCCUUUACUCGAAGAAGCUCAUGAAGAUGGAAGAUUUAAAUGCUAUAGGGGUGUCAGAAAGAGGUCUUGGGGCAAGUGGGUGUCUGAAAUCAGAGUUCCAAGGACUGCAAGACGGAUAUGGCUAGGUUCAUAUGAUGAUCCAGAGAAGGCAGCUCGAGCCUAUGAUGCUGCUUUGUUCUGCAUUAGAGGCGAGAAGGGAGUUUUCAAUUUUCCCACUAGUGAAAAGCCUCAGCUUCCUGAAGGUUCUGUCAGGCCUCUCUCCAAGCUUGAUAUACAGACAAUAGCAACAAACCAUGCUUCAUCAGUUGUGUCUGUGCCUUCCGCUACCACACCAAUCCCGGCAACAGAUCAGGUUUCUGCAUCCCCGGAUGUAGCUGUUUCUACUGAGAUUAUGGAGAUGGCUGACGAACAUUAUCUCCCAGUGGAUGCAAGUGUAGAAUCAAUAUUCUCAGUAGAAGACUUGCAGCUGGACAAUUUCCUCAUGAUGGACAUUGACUGGAUAGACGAUCUAGUCUGAUGGUUAGUCACUUUUAGCUUUAAUAUGGUUUAACUAUUAGCUACCUCUGUCCCUCUAGCUACUUAUUUGUGAGUAUAUACUUGCAUCCUUGUCUUUAAACUUGUUUUGUUUAGCAUGCAGAUGCAGUUUGUUUUUCUUUUGCCUGUCUGUACUUCUUUUUUUCUCUGUCUUCCAAGAUGUUAGCAUGAAUGAAAUGAUUAGGAGUUGGCGUC
Brassica rapa (field mustard) is the source of this 1624-nucleotide messenger RNA. RefSeq names its product ethylene-responsive transcription factor ERF015. Gene Ontology annotation, biological process: regulation of DNA-templated transcription. Gene Ontology annotation, molecular function: DNA binding; DNA-binding transcription factor activity. The record is from RefSeq and is a predicted model, not a curated record. NCBI's taxonomy places the organism in Eukaryota, Viridiplantae, Streptophyta, Magnoliopsida, Brassicales, Brassicaceae.